Rubroshorea leprosula is the source of this 2363-nucleotide messenger RNA. Lineage: Eukaryota; Viridiplantae; Streptophyta; Magnoliopsida; Malvales; Dipterocarpaceae. The record is from the annotation of a GenBank genome assembly.
GUGAGAGGUCGAGGACUUAACAAUGUCUUUCUUCAGAUUCUUGAUCACCCUUCUUGUGCUCUCCCUGCUCAGCCUUACCACUGAGGCUCAGAACGACCCAACUUACCUCUCCCAUUCCUGCGGCGACAACACCACCACUUUCAUCAGGAACAGCACUUACCAAACCAAUCUCAACCGCCUCCUUUCUGCCUUGUCCAACGCCACCGCCAUCAAUGGGUUCUCUAAUACCACCUCUGGGGAAAACCCCAACAGGAUCUACGGCCUCUUCCUCUGCCGCGGCGACGUUUCAACCACUACGUGUCAAAAUUGUGUCACGUUUGCCACCGGAGAUGUGAUUCAGCGUUGCCCUGUUGAAAAAGAUGUUGUGAUUUGGUACGACGAGUGCCUGCUCCGCUACUCCAACAAAUCAAUUUUCUCCACUGUGAGUCAAUUGCCAGCCGUAGCUUUGUUCAAUACUCAGAACGACACGGAUCAGGCCCGAUUCAACGAGGUAGUGGGGACGGCGAUGAACGCUGCGGCGGCUCAGGCUGUAUUAGUGGCUAAAAGGUUUGCUACAAAGGAGGCCAAUAUUUCUGUGUUUCAGACCCUCUACAGUAUGGUCCAGUGCACGCCGGACCUGUCAAAUUCGGACUGUAAUAUGUGUCUCCGAGGAGCCAUAGGGCAGCUUCCUAAUUGUUGUAGUGGAAAAGUAGGCGCAAGAGUAUUGAGCCCUAGUUGUUAUGUCAGGUAUGAAGUUUACCCUUUUUAUAACGUAUCUGCAGAUGCAGCUCCGCCGUCACCACCACCGUUGCUUCCUCCUUCAGGUUCAGGGAUCAACCCCAAAGGAAAAGGCCGAAAAUCAUGGGUGAUAAUUGUUGCCAUUGUUGUCCCGGCUGGCAUCUCUAUUCUGCUUUUCAUUGCAGGUUAUUGCUUGCUAACAAGGAGAGGAAGGAAGAAGUACGAUAUUGUGCAUGGAGAUAAUGCUGUGACUGAUAUUACUACCACCGCAGAGUCACUGCAGUAUGAUCUCAACUCAAUUGAAGCUGCAACAAACAACUUUGCAGAGAGUAAUAGACUAGGUGAAGGUGGAUUUGGGGUGGUUUACAAGGGUAGAUUUCCUAACGGACAAGAAGUAGCUGUGAAGAGGUUGUCGAGGAGUUCUGGACAAGGAGCUGAAGAAUUCAAGAAUGAGGCUGUCUUGGUGGCUAAGCUUCAGCACAGAAACCUAGUGAGGUUAUUGGGAUUUUGUGUUGAAGGAGAAGAGAAGAUACUUGUCUACGAAUUUGUGCCCAACAAGAGCCUUGACUAUUUUCUAUUUGAUCAUGAUAGACGAGGAUUGUUGGAUUGGUCAAGACGUUACAAGAUAAUAGGAGGCACUGCUCAAGGAAUUCUUUAUCUUCACGAAGAUUCUCGGCUUAGAAUCAUACAUCGGGAUCUCAAAACUAGCAAUGUAUUGCUAGAUGGUGACAUGAAUCCAAAAAUUUCAGAUUUUGGAAUGGCAAGGAUUUUUGGAGUUGAUCAAACUCAAGGAAGCACCGACAGAAUUGUUGGAACCUAUGGCUACAUGUCUCCAGAAUAUGCAAUGCAUGGACAGUUCUCUGUGAAAUCAGAUGUGUAUAGUUUUGGUGUUUUAGUUCUAGAGAUUUUAAGUGGCAAGAAGAAUAGUAGCUUUUAUCAAAGAGAAGGAACUGGAGACCUAAUGAGCUAUGCCUGGAAACUUUGGAAGGAUGGGAGACCACUGGAGCUGUUGGACCCAAUUCUGGGAGAUUCUUAUGCAAGAAAUGAAGUCAUUAGGUGCAUCCAAAUUGGGUUGCUAUGUGUUCAGGAAGAUCCUGCAGAGAGGCCAACAAUGGCAACUAUUGUUCUCAUGCUCAACAGUUACUCAGUCACAGUUCCUCUACCAAACGAGCCUGCUUUUUUCCUCCAUAGCAGAACAGAGCCGGUAAAGUUGUUGGAAUCUGAUCAAUCUACAAGUGUGUUGGAGUCUGAUCAAUCUAAGAGUCAGUCGAUGCAAUACUCAACAAAUGAAGUUUCAAUCACUGAAUUAGACCCUCGUUAAAAUUUUGCCCCCUGCAACUUAUUUAUCCCUCUGCAUUUUUUUCUUUUUUUAAAAACAAACUGUACAAUUGUUGGGGAGGGGAUUUGAAACAUAGACCUUGAGCUAGGACUGGUACUGGGAGAGAUACUCUCAGCCAUCUGUUAAUGUAAAGCAGACCUCUACCAUUUGAUUAGCAGCAGAAGCAGAUGUAGCCUGAUGUUUACUAUUACUAGGUUGUGUUUGAAACAGUGUAUUUAAAUUAGGUCGCAUUUGGGAAUGUGUGUUUGAAUUUGAGGGGUGUAUUUGAAAAUGCAAAUAAUUUAAAAAAUAAAAAAUUGUUAUACAA